AUGGCAGUGGGUAAAGGCAACACACAGGUCAGCGACUACGAGCGCCAACGGCAGGAGAAAAUCGCGAAGAAUCAGGCAUUGCUACAACAGCUUCAACUCGAUGCGAACAGCACCGGUCUCGGCUCCAGAUCGAAGGCCAAGUCAAGCUCGAGCGCUGGUCAAAAGCGCAAAAAGCCAGUGGAGAGGGUGAAGAAGGAAGACAACGCGCCGCGACGCACAUCUGCGCGACUACAAGGCAUAGUAGCUGACUCGCAGGUUGCGCGGGAGAAGGAGGAAGCGGACAAUGAGGCGUUUCAAGAAGAGCAACGGGCUAAGCGGCAGCGGGUCACCGAGGACAUUAAUCUUGUCGACGCUGUCGUCAACGGACGGACUUGGAACAAGGCAGGCAACUGGCUAACUGCGGUCGGACCUGCCAACCCCGGCGAGCGCACCUUCUCGGCCCAGGAUGUCACAGAUACGACUGACAAGCAGCUGCGCGAGUUGAGAGAGCGUAUGAGUAGCCUGCAGCUAUGGGAGGGUGCUGAGCCAAAUCGCAUCAAGAUCACCCCGGAGCGGAUAUAUAGCCUAGGUUUCCAUCCAACGCGAGAGAAGGCGCUGGUGUUUGCAGGAGACAAGCUUGGCAACCUUGGCCUUUUCGAUGCGUCCCAAACAUCUCCGGAGCAGGUGAAGCAGGAAGCGGAAGAUGCGGAAGAGGAAGGCGACGGCGAUGUGGACGAGGGUUUCGACCCAGCAAUUACGACGUUCAAGAUCCAUACACGUACCAUCAGUGCCUUCCACUUCCCACCCUACGAUCCGAAUGCUCUCCUUACAGCCUCGUACGACUCCUCGAUCCGCAAGCUGGACCUCGAGAAAGGGCAAGCGGUCGAGAUCUAUGCGCCAGAAGACCGAUUGGCUGACGAUCCCAUCUCUGGUGUCGAGGUCAGCAGAUCAGAUCCGAACAUGCUGUAUUUCACAACGCUGAAUGGCGCUUUCGGGAUGCGUGACAUGCGCACACCAGCCCACGAGGCGGACCUGAUGCAGCUGUCAGAGAAGAAGAUAGGCGGCUUCAGCUUGCACCCUGCGUACCCCCACUUCGUAGCCACGGCAAGUCUAGAUCGCAUGAUGAAGCUCUGGGAUCUGCGUAAGAUUAAUGGCAAGAAGGGCAGUGAGUGGCGUCUACCUGCGUUGGUAGGGGAGCAUGAGUCUAAGCUAUCGGUCUCUCACGCAGCCUUCAAUGCGGCUGGACAGGUAGCCACAGCUUCAUAUGACGACACGGUCAAGAUCCACGACUUCUCCUCUUGCGGAGAGUGGAAGCCUGGUCAUACGCUCAGCGACGCCGAGCUAAAGCCUGCAACUAUCGUACCGCACAAUAACCAGACCGGUCGAUGGGUCACGAUUCUGCGAGCGCAGUGGCAGUUGCAGCCGCAGGACGGUGUACAGCGGUUCGUUAUUGGUAACAUGAACAGGUUUGUUGAUAUCUAUACGAGUAAAGGGCAGCAGUUGGCACAGUUGGGGGGUGAGGGUAUUACAGCUGUGCCGGCGGUCGCGCAGUUCCAUCCUAGUAUGGACUGGGUGGCCGCGGGUACGGCGAGUGGGAAAUUGUGUCUUUGGAUAUAG
Messenger RNA from Baudoinia panamericana UAMH 10762, 1596 nucleotides. RefSeq lists its product as uncharacterized. Bases 1 to 1596 code for a protein of 531 amino acids. Gene Ontology annotation, cellular component: nucleus. NCBI's taxonomy places the organism in Eukaryota, Fungi, Ascomycota, Dothideomycetes, Mycosphaerellales, Teratosphaeriaceae. The record is from RefSeq and is a predicted model, not a curated record. Gene Ontology annotation, molecular function: DNA binding; protein binding. The transcript has a single exon. Gene Ontology annotation, biological process: regulation of DNA damage checkpoint.